This is a messenger RNA of Pseudocercospora fijiensis CIRAD86, 957 nucleotides long. RefSeq lists its product as uncharacterized. Lineage: Eukaryota; Fungi; Ascomycota; Dothideomycetes; Mycosphaerellales; Mycosphaerellaceae. Gene Ontology annotation, molecular function: putrescine transmembrane transporter activity; urea transmembrane transporter activity; spermidine transmembrane transporter activity. Gene Ontology annotation, cellular component: plasma membrane. The transcript has 3 exons. The record is from RefSeq and is a predicted model, not a curated record. Bases 1 to 957 code for a protein of 318 amino acids. Gene Ontology annotation, biological process: spermidine transport; urea transmembrane transport; putrescine transport.
AUGACUUAUACUUCGUCCGCGAUCGCAUACAAGUAUGGUGUCUCUGGUCCCUUCUGGUAUGCUUCUGGAGCGACUGUUCAGAUCAUCCUCUUUGCGACUCUUGCGAUUGAAUUGAAGCGCAAAGCCCCGAAUGCCCACACUUUCUUGGAAGCCAUCCGUGCCAGAUAUGGACCCGUCACACAUGGAGUCUAUAUCGUUUUUGGUUUGAUGACGAACAUUCUGGUCACGGCUAUGCUUCUCACUGGCGGCUCAGCAGUUGCGACAUCGCUGUGUGGAGUGCCUACUGCGGCAGCCUGUUUCCUGCUGUCGGUGGGUGUGGUGCUUUACACCAUGUUCGGCGGCAUCAAGGCAACUUUCUUGACAGAUUAUGUACACACUGUGGUCAUCUUGAUCAUCAUCCUGACCUUUGCAUUUACUGCUUAUGCAACGGGGCAACAGCUGGGGAGCCCAGGAGCUGUGUAUGAUGCAUUGAUGGCAGCGACAGAGCGACAUCCAGUGGAGGGUAAUGCCGGUGGUAGCUAUCUGACCAUGAGAUCGAAGGAGGGGGCGAUUUUCUUCGUCAACUCCGUCGAUGAAGACGCCAAAGAACAAGCUCAGCUCCAGCGCUCAGCCAAGAUUGCCCGCUACAUGACCGUUUUCAUGACUUUGGCAUUACUGGUCCUCUGGCCAAUGCCCAUGUACGGCUCCGGCUACAUCUUCAGCAAGAAAUUCUUCACAGGCUGGGUCGUGGUUGGAAUUCUGUGGCUUUUCUGCUCCGGCUUCUGUGUAGGACUCUAUCCGCUAUGGGAGGGCCGCAAGACAAGUUUGAGGACUGUGAAGCUUAUCUUCAAGGAUGUCACUGGACAAGGCAGACCUAUUCCUACGCAUGGUAGACCGAGGAUGACUGAGGAUGAUGUUUCUGAGGAGCAGCAUGAGAAGAAGACUUCUACGCCUCCAGAGGUUGAGAUUGCUCAUUAG